Mya arenaria is the source of this 6055-nucleotide messenger RNA. Its product is annotated as synaptonemal complex protein 1-like. The coding region runs from base 230 to 1645 and encodes 471 amino acids. Gene Ontology annotation, molecular function: protein binding. The record is from RefSeq and is a predicted model, not a curated record. NCBI's taxonomy places the organism in Eukaryota, Metazoa, Mollusca, Bivalvia, Myida, Myidae. The transcript has 2 exons.
UCACAACAUUCUAGAUAUUCUUGACAAGGCAGGAAAGUCAUUGUAAAUUUCAUGACACCUAAGUGUAAGAGGUAAUUGUGACAUAGAUGACAAUAUAAGGAAGACAUUGAGAAAAUAGUGUGCACAAGGAGUUCGAUUAUUUUAAAUGUCGCUUACAAAUUAAAUGCACUUAUGAACACAUAAGUAUGCAUUUGAAUCACACACAACUACCUAUAUAAAUCCAACUAGUAUGAUUCUUUAUUUCAUCUCAGUAAUACUUACAACUUGCAAGUUGCCUAUAGCUGACAAAAUGAAAUAUUAUUACGCGUUUUGCUUCAUGUUGCUUAACAGUGUAAUUUCAUUUCACGAGUGCAUUGCAGACGAAACUCAUGAUAUUCUGUUUAAACUUCUUUCUAACGAGAAAGAAAUUAUUUCCAAUAAGAAAAGAAUUGAUGACCUUGAAAUGCAAUUCAAAACCUCCAUGGAAGGACUAAACACAAGACUGUCAGAAGAGUUGAGUAAAAUCACAGAAACAUUAAAGCGAUAUGAACCAGGCAUAGCUGAAAUUAGAAAGGACAUUAAAGAUACAAUAUCAAACACGGUAACACAAAUGGUUAAGUCACAACAUGUUGCACUGAAUAAAGCGAUGAAACGGGAAAAGGCUGCAAUGUUGAAAACACAAACAGAAAUAAAAGAGCAUAUGAACUUGAUGAAUACAGCAUUUAAUAACACACAGAAAAAAUAUGAGGAACGUUUCACAAACCUAACAGCCAAGCUUCAAGACGAGUUUCAAGCCCAAAAGGAAAGUGCUGAAUAUUUCAUGACGAAAGUAUUCAAUGAAAGUGAAGAACAUGUUAAACAACUUAUGGAAAAUUACGAGCGUGCACAAGGCAAAUUUGAAAAUAUUUUCGCCAACAACACUGACACCUUCGAUAGCAAGUUCAAAAUACAGACUAAAACAGUUGACAACUUAAUUAAGACUGUACUAAAUGAGAGUAAACAACUUCAGCAAAUUGUAGACGUAUAUACAGAAGAAACAAAGAACACCACACAAGGCUUAGAAGAUGGACUAAAAGAGGCACUGGAACAAAUGAGAAACAAACUGCUUGAAAAUUUAAAUGAUGAAACAAGCUCUUUAAAGUCUCGUCUCACAAGUCAGGAGAAUUCCCAUUCGUCGUUGACGAGUCAGCUGAGUGGCCUCCAAGCUAGCCUUAGAAGUUACAAAUCGGCAGCGGACUCUGUCGGGAGCAGUGUGUCUUCAAUUGAAAGAAGGAUGACAAGUCAACACGUUGGUUUCUCUGCAAGACUAUACGAUCUACCCCGACCUUUACCAAGAUCCACCAAAAUAGUUUUUGACGAAGAGAGAUUUGAUGCAUCGUAUAGCUAUGAUAAAUCCACAGGAAUAUUUAAGGCACCUAUCAGUGGCAUGUACUUGUUUCUGGUAACUAUUGAGAGUUCCGAAUCAAAGUCCAUAGAUGUAUGUUUGGCUGUACGCGGCCUGUGUAGAGUUUAUAUAUCUCUUUCACCUUAUCGUCCUGAACGUGGCACCAACUUCUGUGUAGUAUAUAUGUCCGCUGGAGAUACAGCUUAUGUUAAUAAUCAAUCGGCAAACGCUCCUUUACGGGAAUAUGUAACAACCUUUAGUGGAGUUUUGAUCCACAUCUAAAUAACUAAAUUAGUCAUCUCCGCAUACAGAUUCUAGUGUUUGAUAAUCAUGUUAUGUCAUGUGAUUGUCAACGCAAUUGACUGGUUGACAAAACGAUAAUUGUAUCUCGUUCAGGUUGUUUGGUGAAUAUUUUCAGUGAAUCCAUUGGAUAAUGAAAUUAUUCAUUUACAAAAUAUAACCAUAUUAUUCAACUAUUUGAUUGGCACCUGGAGACUAGUCAAUUAUAAUGCGUACAAUAUGUACUGAUACAUAUGCUGUGUGUGUGCGUGUGCGUGUGCGUGUGCGUGUAUAUAAAGUAAUGACUAAAACCUACCAGAAAAAGUAAAUCCACAAGCACAUUCGGUAGAGUACAGGCUAAUCAUCUAAACAAGUGUGUAAUAUAAGUGUUAUACAUCAAAUAUGCUUUGGUCUACAAAUAAGAAUUCAAACAAGACGGCCCAUUGGUGCAAAUAGGUUCCAAGCGACAUUUUCAUACUUUCGAGUAAAUUGAGUUUAAAGGUUUGGCGGUUCCUAAAAACUCAGAAAACGAUUUUGCGACUUUGAAUCUUUUAUCACUUACCUCAAAUGGUUUAUCUAAAUUGUUCCUUGAAUUGCAUAUCAAUACAAUGAAUAAUUUAGGUUAAUUAGUUUAUUUUGUAUCAUGGUACCUUCUUGCAUAAGGUGAUUAGGUAAAACAAAUAAUGUGAAAAGGAGCCAUAUGGCAAUUAGUACCUUGUUGCAUAAACCUCAGUUGGAAUAAUCAGAUAAAACUGCAUGCUUUAAGGUGCCUUAUGUCAUAUGGUACCUUAUUGCUUGAUAUUUUAGACAUAAAUGUCAAACACAAUACAUAAGAAAUGUUCAUUGAUCUUUAAUAUUAUAAAAUUUGUUACAAUAUGUCAUAUAUAAGUGUUUAUAUUUAUAGUAUUAUAGUAUAGCAAACGUUAUAAUUCAUUUAUGGUGCAAAUAUAUCUUCAUCGGCUGAUGACUGGCACAACAUCUAUGUUUGUUAUGCUGUCAUUAAGUGAGAGGUGAAGAAACGAUCUCAUUUGUGCAAAGGCAAACAUUUCCGUCUACCUUGUUAUGAUUGGUAUAGCUAUCUCUAGAAAUGUAUUUUCUGCGCAUACUAAAGGUUCACACUUUUAAGUUUGAACAGUAUUUUUCAUAAAUUUAUUGUAGUCUACCCCAUGGUUGUAUUUGAUUGAAACCACAACAUACAGGUUUGUCUUUCGUGUAGUUCAUUGCGACGAACACACACAGACAUGUUUUGCUGUUUCUAUAGUUGAGUGAACAGAAUCACAUUCCAUUUGAGAUUGUCCUGACACAAGGAACUUGUGACUAAGGGAUUUGAGUUGUGGUACUUGUAGGUUUGAACAGAAAAGAUGACGUUACAUACUGGUUUCUGUUUUGUCAGAGAUGUACACAAUCUCUUGCCUCAAAACCUUUUUAACAAACUUACAUAGUGUUUUAAUGAGACAUGUAGCUACCUCGGAGGAGCCUCGUUUGCACUGGAUCUUGUUCCAAAGGUGACAAAAUACUUGUUUUUUUUCGCAAAGAAUAAAUGGUCAAAUGGUCACAUAGUUUUAUACAGUAUUUUAGCUCACUGACUUAUAAAAAGAGGGUAAUAAGACCUGUGAGACACUGCCUGUGAGUCCAAGUUUCAACGUAAACACUACUGAAAGCUUUGGCUCUCUCUUUGACCUUUUCAUUAUCUUCUAUUUAUUUAACUGAAGUUCUUCGUAUUCUUUGGUCAAGUUUCCAUUAGAACUACCAUCUGCUUACUACCUUCUAUAUAAUUCACACACAAAACAUUGGUUCUGUUUUGUCUUGUAGAAACAUUGAUUGUAAGAUUGUUCUUAACCUUUUUAUUUCACUGGUUAACUGCGGUAUCCUAUGGGCUUGUUUGUAUAGAAUGUUCACUGUUUUUUAACAUAAUGCUACACAGGUUUUUACUUCUUUCUGGUACAUCAUCAGUUAUAAAUUCAUUUUAUCUUUCUGUUAGUGCUCUGAAAAAGUAGUUUAUAUCUCCACAAAUGUUAGCUCGCUUAAGUUCAUUGCUGACAAGAAAGUUAUCCAGUCGUGAUGUGUGACUGUCGUACAAUUGUUUGCAAUGUAUGUAACUUUAUACUCAUACGCUUUGCUCUUUCCAAGUGGCUCUAAUUAUUGAUUUUAUUGUCUGUUUGCAUCUCUUAUUUUGUAAGAGUGGUAUACUGUUCAUUAGUUUUUGAUGGACAUCUCUCUGUGUUCUUUCCCGCUUCUCUUUUAUUCGAGUCUUCAUUUGCUAGAUGUUUCGGAAUUUUCUUCCAUGAAUUUCCUCGCUAAACCCCUCUUUUGCGUUUAUUGUUUCCUAAUACAGUCACAUUUUCUGUAUCAGUGGAAGUAAAAUGAUCCUUGCUUGGUUUGUAAGUUUCAUCAAGAUCAAUGUCAUUGUAACCUUCUUCACUUGGAUCUAUUAAUUUUGAUUUGACAGGUUACCUCAGUCCUUCACGCUGUAUAUAUGUUAAUGGAAAAUCAUCUUCAGAGUGGAACUCUGUAUAACAGGCCCGUCAUGAAUGGUUCUGUUUGAUGCUAUAGUAUCUCCACAUAUUGAAUUCUGUGAAAUACCACUUUAAUCAGCUACUGGCGUCGCAAAGUAGCUAUCCUCAUCUUACCAAGUAAUCUUACUGAAACAUAAUUUUGUUAUAACUACCUUACUAAAUUUAUUAUAAAAUAUUAAGAUGUAUAUUACGCUAAAUACACAUUCCAUAAUACAUAUCGCACUAUAAAAUUAGAACAGAUAAAUCCCAAAUACCAUUACUUUACAGACUAAUAAUAUAUGCAGUUAUAUUCAACGCACCCGCAUUAUAAUCAUUAUUACUUAAUUGUGUUUUGUAGAUGACAGAAAACAAUACUUACAUUUGUUAUGGUAUCCAUAUCUCCAUUCUUAAUCUUCUGUCCUUAUGAACAAAUUACACUUCUCGAAUGUGAAGUCAACAACAUCUGGUGUUUCUUAUCCCACAAAAAGUGACAAUAACCUUCCGGACACUUGUUACCUGAUAUCGUAGUUAUCAGUGUUAAUUAGUAGAAAAUGGUGUAUAGGUAUCAGCACAUACAGGUACCAUACAAACAUCUAUUAUAUUGUAAAAUGUUAACAUUUUAGUCUUUAUCAUUUAUGCAAAAAAAGAACCAUAUGCCACUUGGUCACUUAUAGCACACUUUGUAAACUUAAUAAGUUAAAAUCAUCUCAUGCAAUAAGGUACCACAUGCCGUAAGUCUCCUUUUUGCGUAAAAAAUAUAUCUAAUGUGUAAAAAUAUUGCAAUGCAUAAAGGUACCAUGUGUCUUCUAGAACCUUCUUGCAUACACCAGAUGGCAUAUGGUACCUUUUUCCACCAAUCAAAAGCACCAAUUUCACUUGGUACUAAACUGCACGAACCCAUAUCUCAGUUAAUAUUCAAUAUUCAGAGGAUAUUUUUUUAGACAAGGUUAUUUCUAACUAAAAAUAGAGAAAAGUCAAUUUUGGUUAAAAAUGUUGUUUGGUACCUUUUUGCACCAAUGGGACGAAGAGCAAGACAUGUGGUGUAAACUCCACGACGAGUUUCUGCCCUUUAGUUACUUCGCUCUACCUGUGAUACCUGUUAUGUGAGAUCAGCGGGUAGGUUUUUUCCUUGGCUAUUGAACUCCUGGAAACAAACUCACACAGAAAAACAAUUAUUUAAAGGCAAAAUCGAUUUCUAUAUGAUCAAUUUUUCAAAAUACUUAGAGACCUGUUCAUGGGAGUUAAACUUGCUAUUUGUAGUGUAUCAGCAAUAAACUAUGUAUAUUAACAUUGUUCAGUAUUGAAUUAUUAAUUCGAGCCCCAGACAAAAGAGAAUAUAUGCACUUAAUACUCCUCAGAAUAUUAGUAUGAUUAUGAAAAUCACCAUAAAUGCAGAUUUGAAUAAUGUUUCUGACAUUUUAAAAUGAUAAAAUAUAUAUCUUUGUUCGUUCGAAUAGCUUAGUCAUUUAGAUUUCCGCUGAAUUGCAUGUAUCGCCCGUCAGGAGCACCAAUCACAGUCAAACCCUUGCACAUUUUUUAAAUAAUCUUAAGACUUUGUCUUUUACAGAUAUUUGCAAAUAUAGCUCUUAUUAUAGAACAACUAUUGCACAUAUGUGUGUGUACACUCUUUAUUUCAACUUAUCAGUGAUUAUACAUAUAAAGUUAUUGACAUGCUAAUUUAAUGAAUAAAUUGCAUUAGGAAAUAUUUUGAUUUUAUUUAACUUAUGAAGUUGAUCUAUUUACGUAUUGAUAUUUAUUUUUUUAUUUUGGUUGUUUAGUUAUGUAAUAUGUAUGCAUUGAAUCACCUGAAAAACACUAUAUUGUAUUUGUAUUUGUCAACGUGGGACAUGGCCUUUUGGAUAUUCUGUAAAUAAAUCUGAAUCUUGAAUCUAUUAUGCAAAAUAAAUAAUAAAGUCAA